AUGACGCGAAGCGUCCCUAAUGAUGACGUUGAAAAAAAGUUAUAUAUUCAUGAUGUAGCCACAGACAUCAAGGACAACAUCUAUGUACUGGUCAGAUACGAGAAGAAGACUGGAUCUGAAGGAUUUUUUGUUUAUCAAUUUAGCAACACCGCUGGCCUGCAUCACAAGUUUCCUGUGAGGGAAGGGUUCUUGUACAGUCUGACAGUCAUCAACAGUCAAGUACUGGUAGUGAGUUGGUCCAAAGUGGGUGUGUACGAUACUGAUGGACAGUUUGUUCGUUCGUUUGGAAACGGAAUAUUGCGCUUUGCGGAGGAUAUCACUGCUGCUAAUGAUGGCCAUGUUAUGGUAGUGGAGUGGGUUGAUUCCCGUGUUCACAUAUUCAGUGAAGACGGAAACCAUCUGAAUCAAUUUAAACUCCAAGGAUGUUAUUUCUAUUUCAGAAUUGCAUUUCACCGGUUGAGUGAACAUGUCGUCAUCGCCGUUAAGAAAGAAGAGCCAGACUACCCUGGUCUCCUGCAUGUGGAAAUAUUCACAAAAGAUGGCGACUUUGUGCGCAGCACUCAGAUCCAUGAAGAACGAAUUCACCGCAUUACAGGAAUGACGGUGACCAUGGAUGGACGAACUGCUGUUCUUCUGAAAGAUACCGAUGACAAAUGGAAAGUACAUGUACUUGUUAUAUAAAACAUUAAAAGUAAUAUAUAGAUUUAGCCA
This is a messenger RNA of Orbicella faveolata, 711 nucleotides long. RefSeq lists its product as uncharacterized. The record is from RefSeq and is a predicted model, not a curated record. Gene Ontology annotation, biological process: protein polyubiquitination; proteasome-mediated ubiquitin-dependent protein catabolic process. Lineage: Eukaryota; Metazoa; Cnidaria; Anthozoa; Scleractinia; Merulinidae. Gene Ontology annotation, molecular function: protein binding; ubiquitin protein ligase activity.